AUGUCAGCUGGGCAAAGGGACUGCGUGGAGAAAGGAAUCCAGGACCUGAGGGAAGCGGCUGUGCUUGCGACGGCGGGGGUUCUGUUUCUUUGUCGGGCCCUGGUGUUGCUGAGGCUGAGAAGCGGCUGCUGUGAGCCCUUUUGCGGUAAGGACCAGCCCAAACAGGUCGCCGCCGGGCUCCCCCGGCUGUGCGGAGCCGAUACGGCGCCGCCGCCCGGCUGCCGUCGCGUUUUCGGAGGCGGCUGCCGCUCAGACCCCCGAGUCAUCGCACAGCCCCGGGGUGCUCUCAGCCCCCCCAUCCUCGGGAUUUCUUUCAGCGGGUGCUUCAGUUCUUCAGGCUCUCUUCGGCUGAGCGAGGGCUGCAGCAGAGGCUCUCAUCGGCCCGAAGCAGUGAGCUCGUGGAAGCGGACCGGCACGGGGCCUCCGCCCGAGACCGAGCACGAUCCCGGGGUGGCCUCGGCCACUGCGGAGUGUUUUGCGGGUGCUCUCACCCAUCCCGUUUCCAGCGGUGGGAGCGAGCAGGAAAGACAGACCGGCCAGACGGUGGAGUCUCUCUCUCUUCGAGGGAGAGAACGGGAACGUAUCGAGCUCCACCUAGGGGUGAAUGAAGAACCAGCGGAGCGUUUGUGCGUGAGGCUGAAGAGGCAGGUGACGAAGGAGGCAUUGAGGAGAGGGGCUGCUGGAGCUCCCUAUUGCAGAAGAGCCAUUUGGGGACAGGAAGGCCAGGGGCAGCCUGGAGCGUGCCAGUCGUGAGACCACAGCGUUUGGGAUCUUGUGUGGAAGCUGCAAAGCAAUGAGUAGGAUUGAAACACUGGACUUAGAGGGAGCCAAGUUUGUCCUCUUGAAGGGCCUACUUGGAGGUAACCCUUGCUCAAGCAUAGGAAGGGGUCCUGUGAAUGCUGGAGCAUUACUUUGUCCAUGCUGAGGUGCGCUGCGUCCCAAGGAGGAAGGAACUGCGCAGGAAUGGUGGGGGACCUGCAGGGCUGACUGAGGAACUUGAAGGGGAGAAGGAAGAGAGAGGCUGAGGAAGGCCAAGUCCCUCUGAGUAUCAGCUUUGGGAGGGAGGUCAAGGCUAAUGGAAGUUUGUCAACAGGAGAGACUGGAGAAAUUGCAGGCCUGCGCUUUACAAGGCGGAGGCCUGAGUAAUGAGGCCUGAGGCGGAGGCCUCUUGGGUUCAGUGGUUUCUGCUGAGAGUGCUCCUGGGGAACCUGGGGUCCUGGAGGAGAGAGUCCCUGAGGAAGGAUGUCUUCCCCUCAGUUGCGGAGGAGCUGGUCAAAGGUAGUUCAGGCAGAAAGGAGGCCAGCAAAUGCCUGAGCUGUAGAGGGCUAUGUCUGUGCCCGCUGAGAGCUGGCAGCGGUGACUGGCAAUAGCUCUGUCACUUUUCCCUGCUGUUUCCUGUGGGAAAGGUACCUGAAGACUGGAGGAUGGCGGAUGCCACCGCAGCCUUCAGAAAGGGUGUGGAGGAUGGCGUGUGCAACUUGGAGGUAGGUUGGCCUCAUGUCUGUUUCUGGGGAGGUGACGCAACAGCUUGUUGCAGGUGUCAUUGCCAUGUGACCGGAGGAGAAGGAAUUUGCAAGGAGCAGUCCAGGUGGAUGGACAGAGGAGAAGUCAUGCCGGACCAAAAGGGUGAAGGCUGCAGAGAGGAUUGGCUGGAGCAGGUGUGCAGUUUUCCCAGGGGUGGGAUGAAGGAGGUGAGAGAGGGGGAGCCCCAGGCGGGAGCCCUCGUGGUGGAGGGCUGCCCCCAGGAGCGCCCCCUUGGAGGUGGUUUGUGGAGGUCUCUGCGCAGGUUCAGGCUGGAGGCAGGAUCCUGGCGGUGUGAGCGGGGCGCCCCUGUGGAGCAAGGGUGGAAGGUGCGUGGCAGGUCCUGUCCCGGAGGAGUGGAGUUAAGGGUCCUGGCGUGGCUUGUUU
Molecule: messenger RNA, 1908 nt
Organism: Gallus gallus (chicken)
Lineage: Eukaryota; Metazoa; Chordata; Aves; Galliformes; Phasianidae
Exons: 10
Coding region: 1-753 (250 amino acids)
Source: RefSeq, a predicted model, not a curated record